AGCGGUGACAGCGAGGCAGGCGUUUCCUUAAUAGAACUGUCCAAGGAGUCGUUUGAUUCCGGUAACGUUAUAGCUCAGGUGCAGUGUCCAGUGGAAGAUACCGAUACGUUUCAGAGCCUCAUCAAUAGAAUGGUGCCGCUCAGUGCCGACAUGCUGCUGUCCACCAUCGCAUCAUUGGCGAAUGGGUUGCACAUCCAGUCACAGCCACAGAGCACUUUCGGACGCGAAAUCACUCUUGCGCCAAAGGUAGACAACACAACCAGUCGCAUUGAUUGGUCGACAUAUACCUGCGCUGCCAUUGAUCGCAUACAGCGUGCACUCGCACACAAGACAGCUCUGUAUUCAACCUGGAACGGGAAGGAAAUCAAGCUCCUCGACAUAGUCCCCCCCCAACUAGACCAGAACCCAGUACAAACUCUCGGUUCCCAACCACCCCAACAAGAAAGCUACAGCCAAGCGGAUGAGCUCACUCUAGAUUUGCAUUUGGGCAAAAAGUCAGAGAUCAGCCCAGCACCUGGCGGCACCCCUCGCUAUGACGUUGACACGCAGAUAUUGUAUAUCAGGUGCGUGGAUGGUUGGGUGGGGUUCCGAACUGUCCAGUCGGCGACGAAGAAACUCACGUCCAGUUCAGCCUUUGCCAAUGGCUACAAACUCCGUGCCACCGGCUACUCGUAUGUUCCCCAUAUGUAA
Molecule: messenger RNA, 690 nt
Organism: Sphaeroforma arctica JP610
Lineage: Eukaryota; Ichthyosporea; Ichthyophonida
Exons: 5
Biological process (GO): biosynthetic process; conversion of methionyl-tRNA to N-formyl-methionyl-tRNA
Cellular component (GO): mitochondrion
Molecular function (GO): methionyl-tRNA formyltransferase activity
Source: RefSeq, a predicted model, not a curated record